This is a messenger RNA of Trichosporon asahii var. asahii CBS 2479, 1665 nucleotides long. Its product is annotated as capsule structure designer protein 3. Lineage: Eukaryota; Fungi; Basidiomycota; Tremellomycetes; Trichosporonales; Trichosporonaceae. The record is from RefSeq and is a predicted model, not a curated record. The transcript is spliced from 2 exons. The coding region runs from base 1 to 1665 and encodes 554 amino acids.
AUGGAGCGCAGGCGGACGUGGCUCCGGCUCUCCCUCGCCCUCAACGUCGUCCUCCUCGCCGUCCCCUUAUACCUCUUCACCAUCCGUGGGCUCGACCUCGACACUGCCCUCUCCCAGUAUGUCACCGAACACCGCGCCCAGAGCGCUCUCGGCCGGUUUGCCGACUACGACUUUGCGGCCGAGACCAACGUCAAGCACGGCGACGGACCGAAGCACGGAGCGAACGUGAACGAUAUCCAGGAGGUCAUCGCCGAGGCUGAGAAGACCGAGGCCGCACCGCCGCCGCCCCCGCCGGCACCGAAAGCACCGCGUUCGUGCCAUGUUUGCGACGCCGGAGAGACGGGCAAGGCUCUUUGCGAGAAGUGGGGACGUGACGCGAUGACGCGCGGCAUCAUGUACUCGGGAACGAAUCAUCGCCUGCGCCGCGCUCUGGCCAAGAUGCGCCGUGGUGAGCCAUGGUCGAUGGGUGUCCUCGGCGGUUCGGUCUCGACGGGUCACGGGCUUAGAGAUCCCACGGGUGAGGUGCUCAGCGAGUUCAACAUGCACCGCAUCCUGUUUGACCACCUGAACGCGACCUUCCCGUCGGCCAAGGGCUCCAUCCUGCAUAGCGUGCGAGCGUCUGGCGAGGCGGGCCCGAACGACGGUCACAAUACCUUCAUCAACGGAGCCGUCCCUGCCCGCGGAUCCGACUACUUCGCAUACUGCUCGCACCUUCAUGUUCCGGAAGACGCCGACCUGGUUAUUCUCGAGAACGCCAUCAACGACCCGCUUCACAUCACCAUGAUCGAGACGUUUGAGCUUCUGCUGCGCUCCAUGCUUGAGCGCGACCACACGGCGGUCCUCGUGUUCAACGUGUUCGCGUUCAAGUUCGACAACAUCGCCAUGGGCGGAGACCUGAACGGCGGCACAACCAGCUACUACGACACGCCGGUGCUCUCGAGCCGUAACGCGAUGCUGCCGUACAUGUUCGAGCACCCUGACACCGUUGCGGACUGGUUCGCUACCAUGAACCACCGGUUGGACAAGAACAAGGAUACUCUCGACAACGUCGACAUCCGCCAUUUUGGCCGCCCGCUUCACAAGGUUUCCGGCGAGAUGAUGGUCGCAUACAUCGACUCUCAGCUGUGCGAGAUGGACGAGCUCGAGGAGGCCGAGGGAACGACCGACGUCGACAAGCUUUACCCCAAGGACCCUCUGCCGCCUCAACGCCUCAUGGACAAGUACGCGCACGGCACGCACGCGCCGAAGCUCACGCCGUUCUGCGCCUCGACGAGCAGCGAGCGUCACCCGUUGGCCCCUAUCGAGAAUGAGGGCUGGUACGAGUGGUCCUCCUCGCCCGAGAAGAAGUACCUCGUCAGCAAGACGCCGGGCUCGCGCGUCAAGUUCAAGUUCUCCACGACGCAGGGCAAGCUCAUCCUGUAUUACCUCUCGAGCAAGGACUUUGGUCUCGGCAACGUCAAGUGCUGGGUCGACGAUCAGGAGAACAACAAUGCCCUUUCCAUCGUCCUCAAGGGAUACUGGACCAACCCUUACAACACGGGCUCGACGAAGCAGAUCUGGAACAUCCCGCCGGGCGACCACACGCUCACGUGCCGCCUGCUCGAGGAGACCGACGACCCAAGCGGUGGACAGGAGUUCCGCUUCAUGAGCAUCAUGAGCAUUUAA